ACAAACCAACACUUGCAGCCUUGGUCAUAAGUGCACUACUUACGUGCCUGGGAAUGACAUUUCUGAUAUUGGCAUGCGCUGUUCCCACACCCAAGAUAUUCUAUCCGUUCUUCGUGCUGCUCUUCUAUGUGUUAUCAGUAUUGCCAGUCCUAAUAGCCAAACGCUCCACCCCUGGCAGCGAAACCAACCCGAAGACGGAGUUUGCCCUCUUUCUCUCAGCUGGCAUGGUGUUGAGUUCUUUUGCCUUACCCAUAGUCCUGGCACAUUCGGCUGUUAUUACCUGGACAGCUUGCAUACUGACGUUAAUAGCUAACGUUAUUAACUAUUCGACCAUUGUUGGCUAUGCUAUGCGUGGAGAGAGCUUUGAUGCGCCUUACGGAGGCAUGUUCUAAGUGGGAUCUGUAAAAUUAGCACCAACUGCGAGGGAGUUAUGUUUUAAGCACCGACGAUGGAUUUUUGGAUGAAGCAAUUUUGAAUGCAGUUCGCUCCAUCACAAAAAAUCAGUCAAUCUCACAUCAAUAAAUAUAUUCAAAUAACAAUUAUUUAAUGCAAAUAACAAUAUACAUAAUAGUUUAUUAACCGA
Drosophila albomicans is the source of this 583-nucleotide messenger RNA. RefSeq names its product leptin receptor gene-related protein. The coding region runs from base 54 to 392 and encodes 112 amino acids. Lineage: Eukaryota; Metazoa; Arthropoda; Insecta; Diptera; Drosophilidae. Gene Ontology annotation, biological process: late endosome to vacuole transport via multivesicular body sorting pathway. The transcript is spliced from 3 exons. The record is from RefSeq and is a predicted model, not a curated record. Gene Ontology annotation, cellular component: endosome.